UCCAAUUAAUGCUUCAACGACGCCUUGUCUAAGCUUAUACCAAGUCUCUGCUAGAGAUUGAUUGAAGAUUAUCCAAUCGGCCGCCUUUACCGUGAGUUGAUAAUUAUCAAGAAAUUAAGGAAACAAAUGGUCUGAAUAUUCUCUUUAGCUGUUGGCCAUUUCCCGUCUAUAUAAUUAAUACAAGCGUGGACUAAUGGAGAAUUUGAAAGCAGCACCUGAAGCCUUUGAGACACUUUAUAAACUAAUCCAACUGUGAAAAAGAAUAUUUUCUUUUUCAGCUGCAGCAACCGACAGAUAUUUUCAAACCAUGAAGUGGGUUUUCCGGUUCUGGCUUUGUUUGGUCUUGGUGCAGUUUAAUGAUUACAAAUAUUGCUUUGGUUGCCAUGAGGAAGAGAGGGUUGCUCUUUUGGAACUCAAAACAUCUUUCUAUCCGGACGAAGGCUAUGCUCCUCCUUCUUGGGAGGAGGAUGAUGAUGGUGACUGUUGUGGUUGGGAAAAUGUGGUGUGUGACAAGGCGACGCAACGAGUGAGUAAGCUUUUUCUCAACAGCUCAUGGGAGGAAGUAUUUGAAGAUGUGUAUCUCAACGCCUCCCUGUUUCUUCCAUUUAAAGAACUGGCUUUCCUCAACUUGUCUUCAAACAUGUUUUCUGGUUUGGUUGAUAAUGAUGGCUUUGAAAGAUUGUCUAAACUGAACAAGCUGAGAUUCCUUGACUUGAGCGGGAGCUACUUUAAUGACAGCAUUCUUACACAGGUUGGAGCAAUCUCUUCACUUGCUACUCUAUCUCUGGCUUCCAGUGUAAUGACCGGAGCGACUCAUUUCCAAGAAAUGGCUGCUCUGCGUAACUUGGAGGAGUUGGACUUGAGUAAUAAUCUGUUAGAAAGCUUCAUGGAGAUUCAAGGUCUUAGAAAUAUGAGCAAACUGAAAGUCCUAAAUCUAAACUCGUGUAAGCUCAACAUGAAUACUUUACAAUCUCUCGGGAAUCUCCAUUCGCUGAAGAGGCUUUAUCUCAAUGAAAACACCUUGGAAGGAUCCAUUACUGUUCAAGAGCUGAACAGUUUGACAAACUUGGAGGUCUUGGAUGUCUCUUCCAGUCGUCUUAACAGCAGCUUUCUUCAGGUUUUGGAGCAAAUGAAAUCUCUCAAAGGCUUAUCCUUGCGAGAUAAUAGUCUCAAUGGCACCCUGCAUUCACUAGGCUUGUGCAAACUUAAGAAUCUUGAAGAGUUGGAUAUCAGUUAUAACAGUUUCACAGGCACAAUGCCUCCUUGCAUCGAAACCUUGACAUCCCUUCGAGUUUUGGAUAUCUCUAGGAACAGGUUUUCAGGGAACAUUAGCUCAUCUUUCAUCUCUAGCCUCAUUUCCCUUGAGUUUCUUUCCCUUUCUUACAACGAAUUCCAAAGUUUGGCCUCAUUUUCCUCAUUUGCUAACCAUUCAAAGCUUGAGGUCUUUGAACUUAUCUGCCAUAACAAUGGAUCAGUGGUUGAAAUCGAUGAUCAUAUGUGGGUUCCACACUUCCAGCUGAAGAUCCUCCGUCUUGCAAGCUGUUCAGUUGAUAAAGGAUCCUUGUUGAAAUUUCUUUCUUACCAAUAUGAUCUUAGAGUGAUUGAUCUCUCCAAUAACAACUUGGACGCAGAUUUUCCUACUUGGUUGAUGGAGAAUAAUACAAGGAUAGAAGAACUACAUUUGAACAAUAAUUCUUUCAAAGGCCAAUUUCCUCUUCCAUCUCGUCCUAUCGCAUUCAUCUCAGUGGUUGAUAUCUCCAAUAAUCAGCUUCAAGGAUAUAUCCCAUCAAACAUUGGUGUCUAUCUCCCAAACCUGAAAUUUCUGAAUCUGUCAAAGAAUUCCUUCAAAGGCAGCAUACCUUCUUCGUUUGGUGAUAUGAAAAGUCUGCUUGUUUUGGACCUGUCAGUUAAUGAAUUCUCAGGAGACAUACCUGAUAGCUUGGUCUUAGGUUGCUUCUCGUUACAUGCUCUCCUAUUGUCAAACAACCAUCUUACAGGCCAAAUGUUUCCAAAGUUUUCUAAUCUGACCAGCUUAGAAAUUCUGCGUUUAAAUGGGAAUCUCUUUCGUGGAAAUAUCCCAGAUAGUUUGCUUAACAGCUCAGUUCUGAAGACACUAGAUGUUAGUCACAACUCCUUAUCAGGUAAGCUGCCAACUUGGUUGGGAAAUUUGACUGAUUUGCAAACACUUUUGAUGGCCGGGAAUCACCUUGACGGACCAAUUCCUGUUGAGUUCUGUUCACUUCAGGGCAUUGAAAUUCUAGAUCUUUCACAAAACUAUCUCUCAGGUUCCAUCCAAUCUUGCUUUAGCCCAAUAUCCCUUCUUCGAGUACACUUGUAUGACAAUAAACUCACAGGAUCAAUAUCAAAAUCCUUCUCUGGAAGCUCAUCUUUAGUGAUUCUAGACAUCAGAAACAACUCCCUGAGUGGAAGUAUUCCCAGUUGGAUUUCCAAUCUCAGUUUGAGCAUUCUUCUCCUGAAAGAAAACCAGUUGGAAGGAAGAAUCCCUGCCGAGUUGUGUCAGUGUUCCAUGAUGACCAUUCUAGAUCUUUCUCACAAUAAUCUCUCAGGUCAUAUUCCUUCUUGCUUGAACAACAUACCGUUCAAAAUAGGGUUUCGUUCUGGAAAAUUUCGCAUAUCUAUUUCCGUGGAUAUUGAUCAAGAGUUGCCAGCCUAUUCAUAUCAAACCAGCUAUGUAAAGUUAUCUCAAAGACCUUAUGCUAACCCUGUAGGUUAUGAAAUAGCCUAUGCUGAGUUCACAACCAAGAAUAGGUCUGACUUCUACAGGAACAACUUUUUAUACAACAUGACUGGAAUUGAUCUUUCUUGGAACAAACUGACAGGCAGAAUACCACCCGAAAUGGGGCAUCUGGAGCUGAUUCGUGCACUGGAUCUUUCACAUAAUGAAUUCAGUGGUUCAAUCCCAACAAACUUUUCAGGCCUGAAGAGCAUAGAAAGCUUGGACCUAUCUCACAACAAUUUGACUGGACCAAUUCCUGAGCAGCUGACAGAGCUGAACGCGCUGGCAUAUUUCUCUGUAGCUUACAACAAUUUAUCCGGAAAAAUACCUGACAAACGGCACUUUGAUACUUUCCUGGAAAACAGCUACGAGGGAAAUCCUUUUCUUUGUGGGCCAGUGUUGAAGAAAGACUGUAACCCAACCCCGAAACAAUCACCGGGCGGUCUUGAUGAUGAUCAUGGAGGAAACAGUUUCAUGGAGAUGGUGGCUUUCUGGUUAAGUUUCCUUGUGUCUUACGUAACAGUGGUGGUGACACUCAUUGCUGCUCUCUACAUCAACAUGGACUGGAGAAAGAAGUGGUUUCAGCUGAUUGAUGCCUGCAUCACUACUUGUUCCUGUAAGUCCACCAAUCGGAAUGGUUAGAAAUUUCCAUCCUUGUUAUGGAAAGAAAAUGCCCACCACUGCACAAGCUAAACCCAGAGCUAAAACUGUGUAAAAUCCUAGCCAUAUAUUAAUGAUAUUACCAUCCAUUUCCAAUCCCAAAAGAACAGCAAAAUCCAGUUCAUUUGAUGAUU
This is a messenger RNA of Theobroma umbraticum, 3531 nucleotides long. RefSeq lists its product as uncharacterized. Gene Ontology annotation, molecular function: protein binding. The record is from RefSeq and is a predicted model, not a curated record. Lineage: Eukaryota; Viridiplantae; Streptophyta; Magnoliopsida; Malvales; Malvaceae.